AUGGAAGAUUUUAAUGAUGAUGACAUCAGUAUUUUUGUAGGAAAAUUUGAGACAGAAAACUAGAAUUCAGUGGUAGACUCAAUUAUGAACCAAAAAUAAUCUUAAGGAUCGAGCUGUAAUAAUAUAUUGAAAAAUUUAGAAAUAAUUAUCCUACAAUAAGCAAUUAGAACAAAAGAAGAAUUAAACAAGCAAAUAAUUCCUAUAUUAAAAUAUCUCUAGAAUAAAAAUCUGCAAUAUGGAGAUUUGGAAAAAUAAAAUUAAGAACUAAUAAUACUUUAGGAAUAAUCUAAAUAAGAUAUCUAGCAGUUAUAAGAUUAAAUUUCAGAGAGGAAUCAGAAAAAUGAUGAAUUAAUGGACUAAAUUUCUUAGUUGGAAGAUGAUAUGGAAAAAUUGAAAAUGCAAUAAAAAUAUUUAGAGUCUCAACAGCAGAAUAAACUUUUAUAAAACUAUUAAUCUCAAGGGGAAAGUCAAUGGUUUUAGCAAACUCAAAUCAUCACUAUUCAACAAUAAUUACAAGACAAGGAGGAAUUAUUGAAAAAAAUUGAAAAAGACCUUGAAGAAAUGGAAAAAUCUAAAAAAAAGGUCGAUUAGUAAAACAAAGACAUUCAAAAUUAGUUAGACUUGAUUACUUAAAGAAAUAAGAAUUUGAUGAAGGAAUUAGAAAGGUACAAGCCAGAAGUAACUGAUAAUUCAAAAAAAUAAACUAUGACUAGGAACAAAACACUUGGAGCAUUUAAUACCAGGGAUAUUAUCUAAAAAUAAAGACUGUAAAAUGAUUUAACUAGUUAAAAAAAAUUGGAGCAGAUUAAAAAUUAGGAAAUAGAUAAUGCUAAUAAUUCAGAUAAUUAAGAGGAGAUUGAUACCUAAUCAAAGACAACUUUAAAAUAAGAUAGCGAAUAAGCUUAAGCCUCCGUAGUAAAUUCAUAGAUAAUUAUGGAGAAAGAGCAAAAAAUAGUGGAAUUAGAAAAAAUAAAAAUUGAAUUGGAAUAGAAAAUAACAGAAUUAGAAUGUGAAAUUAAUGGAAUCAAAUCUAAUAAUAAAAAAGUUACAUUCCAAAUUACUAAACUUGAAAAAGCAGUCGCAUUUGAAAAAGAACAAAAUACAAAAUUAAGGGAAGAAAAGGCAACAAUGGAACAGGACAUGAAGGCUGAAAUUGAAAUGAGAAAAAAAGAAAAUAUUGGAUUAAAAAGGAUGUCAGUUAAAAUUAAUUAAAACGAUGUUGGAGCUAGUCUAAUAAAUGCAGAUGAAUUAAAUUUAAAAGAAAAAUUUUUUUAAUUGUCAAGAGAUUUACAAGCAACAAAACAAUAAAAUGAAAUGUAAAUUGAAACAUAUGAAAAACAAAUUACUUAAUUAAAAACUUAAAUCGAAAUAUAUGCAAAAAAUAAUUUAGAAAAAGAAAAUUAAGUGCUCGAGUUAUAAAAGAAUUUGUAAUUGGCUUUGGAAGAAAAGGAAAACUAAAAAAGUUAAAUAGAAAAAUUGGCUGACAGCAAAAAUUUCGAUGGAGAGUCUACUUUGAAAGAAUCCUGUUGUAAAAAGCUAAAGCAGAAAUUGAAAUAAAAGACCUUUAAUUACAAGAACAACAUUCGAAUUAAUUAAUAGAAAUAAUCAACAUUAUAGAAACUUAUAAUAAAGAGAACCUUUAGAUUAAUUAAUAAUUAUAAUAGUAGAUUCAGUUGGUUGAAGAGUUGA
This is a messenger RNA of Paramecium tetraurelia, 1689 nucleotides long. RefSeq lists its product as uncharacterized. The record is from RefSeq and is a predicted model, not a curated record. NCBI's taxonomy places the organism in Eukaryota, Ciliophora, Oligohymenophorea, Peniculida, Parameciidae. The transcript is spliced from 9 exons.